Aphanomyces invadans is the source of this 1344-nucleotide messenger RNA. RefSeq lists its product as hypothetical. The coding region runs from base 29 to 1159 and encodes 376 amino acids. The transcript is spliced from 3 exons. Gene Ontology annotation, cellular component: COP9 signalosome; cytoplasm. Gene Ontology annotation, biological process: protein deneddylation. The record is from RefSeq and is a predicted model, not a curated record. Gene Ontology annotation, molecular function: protein binding; metallopeptidase activity; deNEDDylase activity. Lineage: Eukaryota; Oomycota; Saprolegniomycetes; Saprolegniales; Verrucalvaceae.
GAACAAAUCGUCAACUCAUCGCUUGUCGAUGAGCGCCGCUGAUCCGAGCAGCAUCAACCCUUCGAAAGGAAAGGGAAAGAUACAGGCCAGAGGCGGCGCUACCUCGAAUGCAAAGAGUGGGGACAACUUGUAUGCGUGGAAUGAAGAUCGUGUGAAUGAAAUCCGCACGAACAAGCAGUGGAGCCAAGACCCAAAGUACUUUCGACGGGUGCAGGUAUCCCCAUCUGCAACGAUGAAGAUGCUGUCACACGCCCAGUCGGGUGUGGAAAAAGGCAUGAGCUCGCCAGGAGGCAAGCCCGUAGAAGUGAUGGGUUUGCUUUUGGGACGCCCGUCCACAGACCCCGCGAAUCUCAACACUCUCAUCGUCACGGAUGCAUUCCCGUUGCCGAUCGAAGGUGCUGAAACCAAAGUGUUGGCCGACGACCAAGAAGUAAUGAACUACAUGAUUACACUGGGGGAAGCGAUCGAAACGACGCGCAAGGAGAAGUUCAUGGGGUGGUAUCACAGCCACCCCUUCGACGUCGAAGUUACGUCCCAUUGCUUCCUCAGCAGCACCGACUUGAGCACCCAGCUUCAGUGGCAGCGGUCGGAAGACCCCCACGGGAACCCGUGGCUCGCCAUCGUCAUAGACCCUCUCCGAUCUCUCGCGAAGAAACGACCGGAAAUGGGCGCUUUCCGUGCAUAUCCACCAGAGUUUGCCGCGCCAGUCAACGAAACCCCCGACGGACAGAUCGUGACGGACGACACAGCUCGCGUUGAGCGGUGGGGCAGCUGCUGGAAUCGGUACUAUGCGCUCGAGAUCGAGUACUUUAUGAGCACGUUGGGCGCGAAUGUCCUCGGUGUUCUCAGCGAAAAAUUUCUGUGGAUGCGAACUUUGAGCUCGACGCCGACGUUGGAACGAGAAAACCGCGAACGAUUCUCGGAACGCAUCGUCGGGUUGGCCACCAAGUUGGACGGGUGCGACGCCUCCGUGAGCCACACCAAGAGCUACCCGUCUCGAAUGAACCUUGGGUAUUACGUCCCGGAUGCGAUCAAGCCGUCGGCGGCGGCCAACGAAGAGUCGGCGCUCGACAAGUGCACCCAAGCUGCCAACGAUUUGUCCAUCGAGCAACUGCAUGGGCAAUCUUUGCAAGUCGCCAAGCAGUUUUUAUUCAACUAAAGGGCAAACAUAUCUUGUGCGUUCGUUGCUGCAAAUUCGUCUCGGCAUGGCUCAGCAACGGGCGACCGCAUCUCGAGGUUGUGUUGUCUUUUGUGGGCGACACUCUCUCGCCUACCGUCGACUCCGGGAUCCUGUUUUGUUGGUUCCAGGCAUGUUGGACGUAAAAAGAGCUUCCGCCAGGCGCU